CAAACACACACACACACAGCCAUUGCUAAACGCCACGUCCCGCACAGUCAAACGAACAGCCGUGACCCGCUGUUCGCACGCCCGCAGUCUCGCACGCUCGCUAUGUGUAUAAACCCGUGUGUGUAGUGCUCUCUCCUCUGUUGUGUUAGGGGGACGUGUAUGUCGUGAACACCUUUGGAUAUUGCUCCGUGUCGUAGACAGCGGGUCACCGAUGCCACCUUGAGGCCCCCCCCCUUCACCUGGCACCAUGCAGCACCGUCAGACGUUGCCGGAGGAAGCCGAGAAGGACGCGGCGCAUGAGUUUGAGAUUCGCUUCUCAUUCCACCAUGACCUCCCUUCUCCGCUCUCCAGGGGCGUCUCCGCCUUCGUCUACAGUCCCUGGGCGUCAGUUGUGAAAAAGAAGAAGCGCCACGCCCCGCCUCCACCGCCGCCCGCGUCACGGUUGUGCGAAGACGUACAGAGCAGUGCCUUCCACAUGUACAACGCGUACGAAGUCAUUUCCAUCCAGACGCACAAGGAGAUCACCAUAAUUUCGAACGCGCCUCGGCUCCUUACCACCUUUUCCAGUAAUUCGAGCUUAGAGGCAAUGAAGGAGCCCAAGGAGUUCCCUCAGGCAGGCAAGAACAAGACGAUACCGCAGCAUGUCAGCGCCUCAACCACGAAUGUCCAUGAUUCAAAGGGCCGCUCCCCUCGAGGUGCCUCCAAGAAAGAUAACUUGAAACAGAGAAAGAAUAAUAGUCACGUGAGCAUCGUGAAGCGCAACAUGGAAGCCGGGAAGAAAGGCGCCUCCAGAGCCAGGAAGGAAGCGAAGGAGGAGCGAGGAAAGAUCACGAAAGAACCCACCUAUGAAGAGAUCGAAGACUACCUGGACGAUGAAGAGAUCGAAGACUACCGACAGCAAGAACGUCAUAGAACUGGCGGCGCUGCUAGGGAGGAGGCUCGACCAAGCCCUGCAGAAGCCGACGGUCAGCGAGAGUUGCGCUUCCUCGACCAGAAAUAAAGGCAUGUCCUCGGCUUCUAACAAGCAGCUGCCAGCAAAACCACGUCCGAAGAAGGGCGAGGCGGAGGCUGUUAAGGGCACUAGCAAGGUUCGUGGUGCAGUCGGUGCUAAGGAGAAUGUUAGAGAUUGUGACUGCG
Messenger RNA from Penaeus chinensis, 1137 nucleotides. RefSeq lists its product as uncharacterized. NCBI's taxonomy places the organism in Eukaryota, Metazoa, Arthropoda, Malacostraca, Decapoda, Penaeidae. Bases 248 to 1000 code for a protein of 250 amino acids. The record is from RefSeq and is a predicted model, not a curated record. The transcript is spliced from 3 exons.